AUGUCUCCCAUAACAGACGAUCUUGUUCUUCCUCGCCCUGGUGCAGAAACCUCAUCCCAAGAGCCGAUACAAGGCCCUUCAGAAGAAUCAUUCAUCCAAGCUUUUGGAGCCUUGCUCCCACCUGCCAAGUUUCUCCAAACUGCCCACGGCAAAGUUGCUUAUUAUGAGACCCUCCCUGCAGCGUCCGAGCAGCCAAUCGAUCGUGUACUUUUCAUACAUGGCGUCCAGACCCCGGCACUAGGCAUGCUCCCUCUCGUCCGCGCCCUCGAAAAGUCUUUUCCUCAUGCGCAUCUGGUUUUGGUAGAUCUCUGGGGCCAUGGACUUAGCGACACGCCUAUUCGACCUCAUGAACCGUCCUUGUUCCAUCAAUUGAUUGAUGACUUGCUUGAUCAUCUCCAGUGGUCUUCCGCUCACCUCGUUGGUUUUUCUUUUGGUGGAGCUACCACGGUUAGCUAUGUUGUAAACAGAUCAACUCGUGUAAAGAGUUUCACACUUGUUGCUCCCGCUGGUCUUUUACGUUCGUCUGAUUUCACAAUGGAGCAACAAUCUUACCUCCGCGGUGACGAUGAACAAGCAGCGAGGAGAUGGAUUUUGGAAUUCCUUGAGGGCGGUGAACUUGUCGUGCCUCAGGAUUGGAAAGAAAGAGUUGCAAACGGUGAGGUCGUGGCUGAAGCAGUGAGACAUUGGCAAAUACAAGAGCAUCCUGGGCACCUGGCCUCUGUCGUAGCGAUUUUCAGAGAUGGUGGUGUGAUGGAUUCACAUGUGCAGUUUUCUAAAGUGUCUCAGUUGGAGAUACCAAAUCUUGCCGUGCUGGGUGAAAUGGACGAUCUGGUGACCGCGCAGCAGCUCGAGGAGCAUGGUUUCAAAAACGUGUUUGUUGUUUCUGGGGCAGGUCAUGGAGUGGUGAGGGAUAGAGUGAAUGAAGUGGCAGCUCUGAUUUGUGAUUUCUGGAAUGGACUCGAUAGUUAG
This is a messenger RNA of Fusarium venenatum, 969 nucleotides long. Its product is annotated as Alpha/Beta hydrolase protein. The record is from RefSeq and is a predicted model, not a curated record. NCBI's taxonomy places the organism in Eukaryota, Fungi, Ascomycota, Sordariomycetes, Hypocreales, Nectriaceae.